Moneuplotes crassus is the source of this 1034-nucleotide messenger RNA. The record is from the annotation of a GenBank genome assembly. Lineage: Eukaryota; Ciliophora; Spirotrichea; Euplotida; Euplotidae.
UGAAAAUGAAGAGCACAAUCUUUGCACUGAUUGCAAUUUUGUUCAUUGCCUCUAGCACUGUCGCUGUACAAGCUAGAUCUACUGGAGUAAGAACUUCUCUCAAAGCUCAGCCAACUGUUCAAGAGCUUAUUGACUCAUUCUUGGAUGGAUUUGAUGUGAACUCCUUAGUUAAAAACUCGACUGAGUGUAUCCACAAAACUGAAAAAGGAACUGUCGAUGUGUCAGAAGCUAUCAACCAUAUCAUCACCAGAGGGUGGACUUGGGAAAACUAUGUUGAUCUACUCGGUUCUAUGGGAAAUGUGACUCCUGUCACUAGAACCUGCUUUGAUGUUGUAGUAGGAGCUAGAGAACAAAUCACCAACUUCUUCGGAGAAUUUGACGGAUUUAUCGAUUUCGCUAACCAAGUUAAAGAUGCUGCUAUUGCUAAUGCUUGGGAAUGGUACACUGUUUCCUCUGCUAUUGUAUCUGCUAUCCAAAACAACAGACCAAAGGAGGUUGCCUUCCAAGCUGGUAAAGCUUUGGCUCUCUUGUUCAAGUUCAAUCCUAAACUUUCUGCUGAAGAACUUGAAGCUAUUAGAGUAUCUAUUCCAAGCCUCAAACCAUUAGAAGAAUUUGUCAGAGGCUUCGUUGAAGGAUCAACUGUCUUCGACUCUGAGCAUAUUAAAACAUGCAUGGCCGAGUCUCAAUUUAUCGUAGCCUCAGUAGAAGAUGCCAACAGAGAAUUCUCUAGAGGAACCGAUGAAGGAUUCAGAAAUGGAGUUUUCGAAAUUGCUGACAUUUUUGAAAAGCUUAAGCCAAUCAAUGUUGGGUGCUUCAAUGGUUUUAAUGACGUGGUAAGAAUUGUAACUAACAUGUACAACACCUUCAACUCCCCUAUUGAUAUCGUCAUUAACGCUGCCAGAAACGGCGUAAACAUUUCUACUGCUGCUCUUGGACUCUACCAAGGAUUCAGAAAUGGAAACUGGAAUGUUGUUGGAAGAGAGAGUGGAAGAAUCUUCUUCUAUAUUUUCAAAACUGGCUAAACAGACACAGUC